Molecule: messenger RNA, 1155 nt
Organism: Eruca vesicaria subsp. sativa (arugula)
Lineage: Eukaryota; Viridiplantae; Streptophyta; Magnoliopsida; Brassicales; Brassicaceae
Source: the annotation of a GenBank genome assembly
CGCUAAACGGCUGAGAUCCAAAUUUUGGAUUAAACGAAUCAUUAGAAGCCACGUCUUCUCUCUCUCUAUCUUUCCCACUUGACGAAUCUGAGAACGAAUCAAACCGAUUCCGAGUCAUCGAGAAAUGGACCGGUUCAAGGAUCGAAGACGGCCAAUUUACGACGGCGAAGAGUCUCCGCCACCUGAUGGCCUGGGGGAGGAAGAUGGAGGAGGAACUCCGGGACCUUUCGCGGGAGGUAAAAUAAGGAGGAAAGCCUCUCGUUAUAGAGAGCACCGUGGCGAUUAUCUCCACGUCUCCUCUCGUCCUGAGUUAAUGAAGAUUCUCGAGAAACAAGGUGACACGUCGAUACGGUUCGCUGAUAAGGUAUUGAAGUUCACAGGAUCAGGGAAGAUGAAGAGGCGAAUCUUUAUCCUAACGGACUUUGCAAUAUACCUGAUUGAUCCUGAGACGGAAGCUAUGACACGGAGGAUAGGUUUGGCAGCGGUGGAGAAGGUGUGUUUGAGCAAGUUGAGCGAUAACUUCUUCGCUGUCAUUAUCCCCACUGAGUAUGAUCUGCUCAUGGCCAGCACUCGCAAGACUGAACUUGUUCAGGUCAUGGUCGAUGUUACUAAAAGUGCUUCUGACUAUGAACUCGAAGUUCUUCUCUCCAACAGGUUUGAGUACAAUGCUUCUGCUUCGUUAGUUAAGGAAGUUUCUUUUGAGGAAGCUGAAGGGGGUAUCAAGACCAGGUUUAAGUGGAAGUGACUGCGUCUCAAUUUUCCUCGCUGUUACAUAAACUUUGGAGGGAGCACUCUAGAAAUGUGAAUGGAUUCUUUCGUUUUGGCUACUAAAAGCUCAAGUCAGGGCGGUAAUGUUGUUUAUUAUAUUCUGUUUCAUCUUGUUUUUUCCUCAGACACGAAUUGUGUAACCCUUUUUUUAUAUUGACAAAAGUGUAUUUUCUACAAAAUUUAUGUAUGAAUUGAGUUCCUUAUCUGGUCUUGCUAGAAAGUGACAGAUUAUUGACAUCAUAGACUGAACUCAAAUAUUUAAACUCUUUUCUGAAUCGUCAAAUGCAUAAAAAGAAAGAUGAAUAAUCUUUCUCACAAUAUAUACGGCGAUCCUGAUACUCUUCCGAUUGGAGUUGACAUCUUUAUCCGUGGCUAGAUAGGUAUGAU